CACCAAAGGUGCUUUUCCCUCGCUUUCGCGGCAACACAGUGCUGAGUGAAAAUGGAUUGCUCAAAAUUCGACCGAAGAUUCCUAUCAUCGCCGCUAAUAUCAUCUCUUCCGCCGGACACAAUUUCGAUUAUUUCCACCUCAACCCAGGCUGAUAAUAGCCUCUACCUUGAUACCCUCUCCAAGAUUGCAGUUAAUUCCAAUUUCACUUCGUUAAUACUUACUUGCUAUGAACCAAUAUUUGCCGACCUUGCAGCAAGAUGGCGGGGGUUUGCUACGGUGGAACAACUUGCGGCGGGGUUUGCAAGAGUACUCCCGGUAAUGCCGUUCCUGGCGGACAUUGCUGAAGAGUUUCUACUGCGCUCUAGCCCAGGAGGAACUACCCCCGAAUUUCUGACCAUGAUGAAGCGUUUGUCGGAUGAAUUGCAUCUAGAGGAGCUAUUGACGGUGGGCCAUGGCGGAAAAUUACUUGAUAUGUUGCUGUCGCUUCAUCGUUUGCUGUGCUUCAGAAGGGAGGCUUUUCUGGGGCUCGUUAACGUGGAUGUUUUGUUUGGGCUUAUGAGGCAUGAAUGCCUACCGAUUCGGUAUCUCUCGGUUAGAAUAUUGUCGAUAUAUUUGAAGGCUGCGGAUCGCGCACAGGAGUUAAUGUUUUUCAAUUUCGGAGUUGGAGGUAUUGCGCAAGAGAAGGUACUUGGACUAUGGGAAGGUAAAGAGAUAGACUAUGGAUUUUUAAUGCUGCUGGAAGGCGAAAGGCUAGAGAAAUUAUCAGCGGAUUUAAAGACAGCAAGACUUAGAAACAGCCAACUAGAAAUGAGCACGGGGCAUCCCCGAGUGAUUAAUUCUAGUGACCUAUCGCCAUUGACGGCUGAUCUGUGUGGGGUCUUAGUUCCUAGGCUUCGAGGACUUCCUUCGCAAUCCUCGAGUGUCGUCGACACGCACACUACUCGGAAGAACAUUAGCUCAAUUGCCCAAGCGCUCCGCUCUCCACGAUCUGUGCUUAUCACUGGGCAAUCUGGCUCUGGAAAAACGUACUUUGUUCACCAGAUUGCGCAAGUUCUUAAUAUAGAUGACAUGAUUUCGAUACAUCUUGGGGACCAGACGGAUGCGAAGCUUUUAAUUGGAGCCUAUACCACUACGGAUGCCCCAGGCAACUUUGAAUGGAGAGCGGGGGUUUUGACAACUGCUGUGAGGGAGGGUAGAUGGGUUAGAGUUCAUGCCCUUUACAUCUCAGCCGGCGUUGCCACAAGCCAUGAGCCACUAUCGGACGGAGUAUUCAAUGAGAUAUUCAUGGAAGCAGUUGAUUGUUUUGCUGGAAGUUUGCAAACCAAGGAGGCCCGAACUCUAAUUGUUAGGAGAGUUGCGAGUAAUAUACAUAUACCUUCACAGCGUAAACGAAAAAUGGAGCCAGCUGGACUAAAGCGACGCAGGGUUUACGCUCAGACAAGGCCAUUUGCGACUACAAAUCAUGCAAUGCGACUAUUGGAGCAAAUUUGUGUGGCAAUUAGACUUGCGGAGCCUGUCUUAUUGGUGGGAGAAACCGGUACUGGAAAGACGACGGUUGUGCAGCAAUUGGCAGAUAUGAUGCGGUUCAAUCUUACAGUCAUAAACUUGUCCCAGCAAACCGAGAGUGCCGAUCUCCUUGGCGGGUUCAAGCCUGUCGACAUGAAAUCAUUGGCUCUGCCGCUAAAGGAGAGAUUCGAUGGUUUGUUUGAGAAGACCUUUUCCUUGAAGAGGAAUAAGCGCUUUCUAGAUGCCUUGAAUAAAUUUUGGUCAAGGCAGCAAUGGAACCGAGUUAUAACAUUAAAGUUGGACGACACGGAUAGACCAGUUCUCCAAGCGGAGUGGACUGGUUUCGCAAACGAUUUAUCAAAUCUCGAGAAACACAACUUGCAAUUAGUCAAAAGCUUUGCCUUUUCCUUUGUGGAGGGGAGCUUGGUGAAGGCUGCUAGAAACGGUGACUGGGUGCUUUUGGACGAGAUAAAUCUGGCAGCUGCAGAUACCCUAGAGAGCAUAGCUGAUCUGCUCAAAGACGGCGGCGGUGGUUCUAUACUUCUGAGUGAGAAAGGCGAUGUGGAGAGAGUAAAAGCACACCCAGAUUUCAGGAUAUUUGCGUGUAUGAACCCGGCCACGGAUGUGGGAAAACGUGACUUGCCCCCUGGGUUGAGAAACAGAUUCACUGAGCUAUACGUCGCCAGUCCGGAUCAAGAACUGAGUAAUCUUCUCGCUAUCAUUAGGGAGUAUCUCGGAAAUCUGGCGGUUGGGGACGACGCGGUGGUCGCUGAUAUCGCGAAUGUUUAUAUGGAAGCCAAGCGCUUGUCGGGGGAACAGCGGCUGGUCGAUGGUGCGAACCAUCGCCCAAACUAUAGUAUACGGACUUUGACAAGGACCUUGAGUUAUGUUUUCGAGAUUGCUCCAGUAUAUGGCUUGAGGCGGAGUUUAUAUGAAGGGUUCUGCAUGAGCUUCUUGACACUGCUUGACCAGACAUCAGAGAGUAUACUAUUACCGGUUAUUGAGAAAUAUCACUAUUGGAUGCACAAGGGAGCAUACCCAAUUGAGGAGCAACCAUAUUAUAUUAUACCUCCGUCUGUUCGGCGGAACAUGCUUAAUCUGGUUCGAGCUACUGCGACAAAACGGUUCCCCGUACUUAUCCAAGGGCCGACGAGCAGUGGGAAAACAAGUAUGAUUGAAUAUCUUGCGAAGAAGACAGGGCAGAAGUUUGUACGAAUCAAUAACCACGAACAUACCGACCUUCAAGAAUAUCUUGGAAGUUAUAUUUCGGAUGAUGAUGGGCAACUAAGAUUCCAAGAGGGGAUACUUGCUUUGAAUAGGUUGUUGGAUGACAACAGAGAACUUUUGAUUCCGGAAACACAGGAAGUAGUGAGGCCGCAUAAAGACUUCAUGCUCUACGCAACCCAGAACCCGCCUGGGCUCUAUGGAGGGAGGAAGGUGUUAUCUAGGGCUUUUCGGAAUAGGUUCUUAGAGCUACAUUUUGAUGAUAUUCCCGAAGACGAACUGAGAAUUAUUCUAGAGGGAAGAUGCCAGAUACCGCCCAGUCGAUGUAAGGUGAUUGUGGAUGUCUAUAAGGAACUCUCAUUGAUUCGUCAGACAGCUAGACUUUUCGAACAGAAAAACAGUUUCGCUACUCUUAGAGAUCUCUUUAGGUGGGCUAGCCGUCAAGCAGCCCGUGGUGACCAGAGUUAUCAGAGUUUGGCCAAUGAUGGGUACAUGCUGUUGGCAGAGCGAGUUCGUGAUGAAAAGGAGAAGCUCGCUGUGAAGGAGACCAUUGAGAGGGUCAUGCGCGUUAAAAUCGACAAUUCAUCUUUAUAUUCGCCCGAAUCCACACCAGAAUAUCACUAUUACAUGGAUAAACUCUCCGGAACGAGCGGCGACGUUCGACCAAUUCGGAAUCGGCAGGCUUAUCAGAGCCAGCUUACUGAGGACCUAUUAGCUUGGGCCGACGGAAGCCUUAUCCAAGCUAUGAAAUCUGGCCAGUUCUUUUUACUUGAUGAGAUAUCGUUAGCCGAUGAUUCCGUAUUGGAGAGAUUGAACAGUGUCUUGGAACCUGCACGGGGUAUCCUACUCGCAGAGAAAGGAGCAAAGGAAUCAGAAGUUACAGCUGCAGAUGGGUUUCAGUUCAUGGCUACUAUGAACCCCGGCGGUGACUAUGGCAAGAAGGAGCUUUCCCCGGCAUUACGGAAUCGGUUUACGGAAAUCUGGGUACCGUCGAUGUCCGAUCCGGAAGACAUCUUGCAGAUUGUACAGGCCAAAAUUGCACCGUUCGCAUCAAAGUACGCUAGAACCGUCGUAGAGUUUGCGCAGCGAUUUUCUAAAACUUCUAGCUCUACUUUAUCCCCAGUGAUCUCCAUUCGAGAUGUAUUAGCUUGGGUCAAAUUCAUCAAUUCCAGCCCGCCCGAGAACCCUGCUUUUGGGUUGCUUCAUGGGGCAGCACUCGUGUUUAUUGAUGGUAUGGGAGCAAACCCCUCUGGGGGCUUGUCAAUUGCCUCCGAAGAUCUGGAAAAGGAGAAGCAACGGUGUAUCUCUGAAUUGUCAGACCUUUGCGGUGAGGACUUGUCCCAAAUAUACUAUCAACCGAUUACUACUAGCGCGGGUGAUGAGGUGGUCCAGCUUGGAGCGUUCUCCCUGCAAAAGAAUAAGGACGCCGCGGUAGAUAUUUCUGAAUCAUUCAAUAUGACCGCACCAACAACAACGAAGAAUGCUAUGAGAGUGGUCAGAGCAAUGCAAUUGCGGAAACCUGUAUUACUGGAAGGUAGCCCGGGUGUCGGUAAAACAAGUCUGAUAUCGGCCCUUGCAGAGGCUAGUGGAAAUUCCCUUACAAGAAUCAAUUUGUCGGAGCAAACUGACCUAAUGGAUCUUUUCGGUUCGGAUGUUCCGGUUGAAGGUGGCCAGAGCGGGGAAUUUGCCUGGCGAGAUGCUCCGUUCCUUCGAGCGAUGCAAGCCGGAAAUUGGGUACUACUAGAUGAAAUGAAUCUGGCGUCGCAGUCAGUGUUGGAGGGUCUCAACGCCUGUUUGGACCACCGCGGGGAGACAUACAUCUCAGAGCUCGAUCGUACCUUCAGACGACAUCCUAACUUUGCAGUUUUUGCUGCACAGAAUCCACACCAACAAGGUGGAGGACGGAAGGGACUUCCCGCAUCUUUUGUCAAUCGGUUUACAGUUGUUUAUAUCGACACCCUUGGCCCCGAAGAUUUACAACUCAUCGCUAGCCAGUUGAAUCCAUCGGUCCACCCUAAAUAUGUUUCGAAAGUAAUCGAGUUUAUGGUUCUUCUAGAUCGUGAGGUGUCUCAGAAGAGGAGUUUCGGAAGUCUUGGAGGCCCCUGGGAAUUCAACCUGCGAGAUACCCUGCGUUGGCUUGGGCUGUUAUCGUCACCUGCCCGGUUCGUGGCCGCUAGCAAACCUGAAGAGUUUCUAGGUAUCAUCAAACAUCGAUUUCGGACUACGAAGGACAGAGAGAGGGUCGACGCGCUGUUUGGCCAGGUUUUCGGAUCCGAACCUGGUAGGAGACAUCUCUAUUAUCAACUAUCCAAGGAGUAUCUACAAGUCGGUCACGCGUUUCUCAGCCGUCGGAGCAAUCUAUGUUUUAUAUCCCCUCGGGACCUCGCAAUUUUAAAGCAGAACUUGCCUGUUAUGGAGACAAUUAUGACCGCAAUUACGCAGGAGACCCCGUGCAUAUUGGUUGGGCCCUCCGGCGUUGGUAAGAGUAGUCUAUUAAGGCUUCUAGCAAGUAUUGCUGGUGUUGAGCUUGAUGAGAUCGCAAUCAACAGUGAUAUUGAUGCGACAGAUGUUGUUGGUGGCUUCGAACAAGUAGACGUUACUAGGAAAAUUUCCAAGUGGGUUGACGGGAUGUUAAUCGAUGCCGUUGAGAAAGGAAGGUGGCUGGUCCUAGAUAAUGCGAACCUAUGCAGUCCAAGUGUAAUGGAUAGGCUAAACUCGCUCCUUGAACCGAAUGGAUGUCUCAUAGUCAACGAGCAUAACGGCAAGGAUGGCAGACCAAAAAUGGUAUAUCCCAGUCCGGGUUUCCGGCUCUUCCUAACAAUGAACCCCGACCACGGCGAACUCUCACGGGCUAUGAGGAAUCGUGGGAUAGAGGUUUUCCUGAGUCCACUUCCGAUGGAGGAGGGUGCCGAAGAAGAUGAUAGAGAACGGAAGGAGCUUGCUAAAUAUUCCCCUUCGACAGAGUCCUCAAUGGGAAUCUAUCAGAUCAUGGGUAAAUUUCUCGGAAAUAAUAUCGAUACAUCGGUAUUCAAGAAUCUUGUUUAUAUCGCUCUUGACCACAUGCCCGGGGAAAAGGCGGAGACCGAUAUGGCAUUAUUGACUAGAUGGAGAGAUCAUAUAAGAUCAUCAUCUGCUGACCUGAGGGCGCAGCGGAUGGAAAUUUUACAGGACGCAGUAAGCAUUUACGUAAAUUUGUAUAAAUGGACCUGGGCACUUCGAGAAGAUCGUAAAGAGCACCUCGCGAAACUGCUGCCAACUAGUUAUGAAUUCAAGGGAGCGCAGGUGAGUGAGAUAAUUAAUCUAAGCGGUGAAGGGCUCGAGCUGGAAGCGGAUAUUGACAAAUAUCUUAAACAGCCUAUAAAUUUACUGCGCAACACGCCUCUAAUUUUUCUUGGGAUCAAGGCCUCCACCCGACAAGCAGGCCAUUCGCAGGGAAUGCUUGAAUGGACCAUCUACAUGCGAAUCUACGACUGCAUGAGAGGGAUACUCGAAAUCGAGCAAGUAGAGGAGGCAAUCAUUCAGAGAGCGAUGGCGGCAACACUAGAAGGGUUGAAAGGCAUGAGUUUUUUGGAGAUAUCGGCGUCGAAAAAUAAAUUACCUGUGUCAAUCUCUAAAGCCAAUCUCGACCUACCGGUAUUCGAGUUCUUGUCGACUGUCCGGGAAGAACUAUACAACUGGGCUGAUACCUGGGCGCGUGGUCCCCCGUUUCUUGGGGGAAUGCACGAGGAUAAGCAAUUGCAGAAUUCGCUUUUACCUAUUCUGGAGCUUCUGCAGUUAUGGCAUGAUAUUGUUGGCUUGGGUAGUGCUCCAGGGAAUAAAUUGAAUGGGAGUGUGCUCCACGUAUAUGUAGAAUUACUUGAGGAAUGGGCUAAGUUCUCUGGAGAUAGUCUUCCUCGUACUCUGAUGCAGCCAAUUCGGCAAGCGUUAGAUGGAUUCCGGGCUCCUUUCCAACUUAAAACUGGGUUCUCUAUGGAGUUGGUGUGGAACGAGAUGCGUCCAUCUGUACCUGCUUCGUUGAUUGCUUGGACGGCGUAUAAUAGAUUGAAGGAAAUUGCCGAUCGGUUUGAUAUUGUGACGUUGAGAUUUAAAGGCUCCCUUGAGGUGGUCGUUUCCCUGAAGAGAUCACUUAUCACGGCACUCACCGAUGUCUUGACGUUCUCAGAUGCAGAUAAUAUCUGGGAGUUGAUUCAAGGGCUUGAGGCAGAAAUUGCCCAACUUGAAAAAUCGCAAGCGCUAACCGAACCUGAGCAACUUGGGUCGGUUUUCAGGGCCGCGUUUGAUUAUCUAUUUCAGUUCAGAGCUCUCCGGGUAGCCGUGUUUCCGAACGAAGCGAAGGUAGGAAUUGGUUAUAUAAUUUCAAUCAUCGGUUUGCUGAUCGAUCCUUACAGAUUGACAGUGAUAUGCUCGCUAUUGCACAUUUCUCUAGUAGACCUACAUCUAGACUUCUUGGCUACCAGGCCCCAAGCAUUAGACUCCGUGAGUUCCAUUAAGAGAUGCGUUUGUGGGAGGUUUUUGAGACAAUCGGCGAUCGGUCAGACGAGCAAGCUCAAUAUCGAUCUGAAAACAUUUUUGAAGCAUUUGUUUUUGAAUAUUCGCGAUAUCACUAGUGAUAGGACGCUCCAAUUGACACAACUCCUGGUUGCUAAGAUUUAUAAAAUUAUUACUCUGCAUAGGGAAUUUUAUGACGGAGAGAUGUAUGCACAGAUUACGAAUUCAUUCGGUAUUAUCAAUCAAGCUCUAUUUGGAGAAACAAAGGGGCUAUCGAGGAUGCCCGGUCUCCCGCUUUUGCCAACAUCAAACGAUAAAUUCAAGACAGUGGUUGACACCCACUUUACACCUGCAAUCGGCGCUCUUUGUUCGGAUUUGUCUCAAUUCGGAUCUGUUACUUUGGAGAACCUGGGAUCCGCUUGGACCCACUAUGCCUUAGGGUGUCUAAAACUAUAUGUCCCCAAUUGCGCCUUCGAUCCAGCCAUGAAGUUGAAGGUGAGACGAGAGAGAUACCUGCGCCAAAAGGGCGAUAUAACUGCUAGGAUUGAGGCGGAAAUAUUUUUUGAAUCCAGGUUUACCGGUCAAACAAAUGAGUUUCAACUGCAAUAUCUGCGGAAUCAAAUUGAAGGACUUGGCGGGGAGCCUUCAAGCUCGUUCAUGGAACGACCGGAGGAAUCGGAAAUGGCUCAGUUACAAGGGGAUUUCUCUACCUUACUCAAGGCUAUUGUCGAGAGUAAUCCUCACGAGCGACUUCUUUCGUCUAUCUUGAAGCGCGGUCAUGAAGGCCGUGCCGAGGAAAAGUUGUUCCAGAGGAAUUUGUCUCAGAUAGCUGAGAGACUAAGGAGGAACCACACUGCUUAUAAAGAUUUGGUAGAUCCGGUGCUCGGGUUCUUAUACUCUCUGAAGCUUGGGUUGGAUCUUGCUGCUAUUGAGACAGAGAAAUCGGGGCAUGCCGAGUCGCUUCUUAUUCCGGAUUUCAUAGGGGAUAUAACUUUUGAUCAUUUUGCUAGCGGCGAUAACCGGGAUGAUGCUCAGCUGCUCUUGUUAUGGAAGUUUGCGACCCGUAGGGCUAUUGAAGGAUUCGAAGGAUUGGGUAGAAAAUCUCACGAGAUCAUCAACAGAAUUUUGCUUUACUUCCUCGAUAAUUGGAAGGCCAAGAUGGCAGAAGAGCAAGAAAAGGCCGUUGCAGAUGCAAGUCUUUACCGAUACCAGGGCGAAGGAGAGGACCACGACGAACGGGAACUGAAGGCAAUGUUUCCGGACUAUGAGCAAGAAGUUGAAAAGGCAGAGAAACCAGCUGCCGACCAUCGCUCUUUAGCAGUUAAGCUUGCAAAAUGCCAUUCUGCUCUUUACCUUUCGAGGGAUAAUUCAGGGUGUGACUUACCCUCCCUCAUUCAUCGUGGUAUCAGUACUUUUAUGAAGAGCCUACGCAGAACGGAUAGCUUUUCCGCUUCUCAAACAGAACUGGAGGCUUUCAUACCGGCCGUUGUGCUUUCCCUCAGUGAAGCGUCUAAAUGGAUCGAUGGGCGCGAAGAGAAGCCUAGUUCUAAGACAUAUGACUUCUAUACCGACAAGAAUCUGGAGCAAGCUCAGAGACUAGUUGACAUGAUUGAGAAAUGCCGGACUUGUCUGCAAGUUUUGAAUGGCACUUGGCCUGAAAAUAUCACUCUUCAAGAUGCCUUGGAAACAUGUCAGGAGAUACUUAACUUCCCAAACGACUCACCAGUCGCAAAGCUCCUUCCUAAGGUCGAGAGGUUGCACGAGUCAUUAAACGAAUGGCAAAGUGUUGCUAGCAGCCAGUAUUCUGCCGCAGAACAUUACGACGCCUUAACUCAACUAAUUAUAAGCUGGAGGCAUCUGGAAUUAACCACCUGGCCGCGCCUUUUCGACAUUGAGGAUGAGAAGUGCGAGAUUGAUGCAGACUCUUGGUGGUUCUAUAUUUUCGAAAGUGUGAUCGCCAACCCGACUCGCCUUUCUGGGGCAGGGGAGACCUUGGAUAAUCGUAUGUUCCAACUUGUCUCUACACUUGCUGUUUUCAUAACUUCCUCAUCUAUCGGUCAGUUUCCCGGUAGGCUUCAUCUUUUGCAGGCGUUCGAGCAGCAUCUUCUACACCUAUCCGAGGAAAAUCCGGAGAUGUUGUCUAUACAGAAGGGACUAAAAAACCUUAUCACAUACUACUCGCAGUACGUGCCCAUAGCUGAGGACUUCCUGAUGAAGCAGAGGAAGACGCUUGAGAAGCAGGUUUCAGAGGUAGUCCUACUAGCUAGUUGGAAAGCUACGAAUGUCAUUGCUUUGAGAGAUAGUGCAAAGCGAUCGCAUCAUAAGCUCUAUAAGGUUGUCAAGAAGUAUCGGGAGACACUCGCUCAACCUGUGCAGCCUUUGAUCGAAGGUGGCAUGCCUUCCGUGGAGGAUAGAGCUAUCAUUAGCAUACCGGUGGUUCUUCCCCAAUUAGAUAUCAACAUUGAACUAGUCAAAGAGAGCUACGAGAAACGGGUGCAAACAUGGGAUAGCAGACCUAUCCGUCUUGCUGAUCUUGCUGCAACUGUACGAACGAUGCAGCGAGUAUCUCAGUCGGGAAUUGUCGACGUCACAAGCUGGCUAAACAACUUCUCGACAUCAAUCGUCUCGAUAAUGAAAGAACUCCAAGCCGAGACUCCCAGAACACUCACGGAGACCAACAGGCAUGAAGUGAAGCAUUUGAAGACGAGAAAACGAAAAGCAUUCACGGAUGCAUUGAAAGAGCUUCGACAAAUGGGAUUGAAGUCGAAUCUUAGCAGCUCUCAAUUACAGAAGCAAUCUACCCUUGAGGCAGUUCUCACAGCUGCUGAGACAAUUCAUACCGGUAAUGACAGGAAUGAGUCUUAUCACCUCCUUCGAGUUUUGGAGCUCUUACCGAAGAUUCGGGGGUAUGCGGUAAAGCCGAGUCUGGACUUGACGGGUCCAGAGGUCACGAGGAGUGUGGGGUAUAUUGAGAAUAUGUUUUCAAUGAUCCUGGAGCAGUGGGAUAUAGUUUCCUCCUCACUUAGGGAUCUUAAGAGAGUGCAGAAGGUCAUAGAGAGGUACAGGACAUUAUCGAACUUGGAGAUGGAGCAUCCGGAUCUCUAUGGAAACAGCAGCAUUGCACCCGAGGAGUAUGUCAAUAUUUGGAGGAAGAUUCUGUGGCUUCCAGAGACUAUUGGAUUGGCUACUGAACUGCUGUGUAUUCACGAAGAUUUCAGUGGGGUCAAGUUUGAGGAUGCCAAAAUUUACUUUGAGAAGUCUCGCGAAGUCGCUACGGAUCUGAACACUAGCUUUAGGAAAGAGCUCGCUAUCUAUGAUGGAAUCUGGGAGCACUCGACUAUGAUAUUGAUGGACCGGGCCCUGGAAGCAUUGCGUGGAAUGAGCUCAGAGGCAGAGAAUCUCAGACAGGAACAACCAGAGAUCGCUUAUGCAAUCCACCUUAUUACGUCUUUGCUUUCUCGAGAAUGCCAACCAAAAGCGCCCGCAAAAGCAGAUUCUUCAGUGUCACUGCAAAUAAUUGACGCUUCAUUACAAGGUCUUUGCGAUCUAGUGCUUGUCAGCCUGCAAAAACUGAGGGACUCACGGACGUUUUGCCCAACAUCACCGCAGCAAACCGGCUGGCUUGCCCAAUUCCAAUCUGCGUCCGCAUCUAGCGUGAGGUCUCUACACAUGGGUGAUAUCACUCGCAAGGCAACAGAGACUCUAGCUUUGGUUGCAAGACUCCAGCCAUUCGAUACAGCUACCUCACAGGCCGCACGCACGCUAUUCGCAGCCUAUUACCCGAUCGUACAGGAGUACACUAACAUCUGUCAAGAGACACUUCAGGAGGUACUAGGUCACUACCACGUUACUUCUAAGACCGCUUAUAUCCUUUGCAAGUCUGCCACUACGCUCUUGACAAAAGGCUUCUGCAUGCCAGAGGAGAAGGGGCAGGGCGAAGAAGCUGGCGGCGCGAAUGGUCUUGAGAACGGAACCGGACUCGGAGAAGGUGAAGGUGCGGAUGACAUCAGCAAGGACAUCGAAGCCGAUGAAGACCUUUCUGAACUCGCUCAAGAGAAAAACGAAGAGCGAGAAAAAGAAAUUGAGAACGAGGAAGAUGCAGGCACCGGCGACGAAAAGGAGGAUGAUAUGGAUGAAGGAACUGGCGACGUCGAUGAUCUUGAUCCCACCGCUAUCGACGAAAAGCUGUGGGACGGGAAGGGAGAUGAUAACGCUAAAGAAAAAGAAGGGGGUGAAACGAAAGGCGGCGAGAAUAGAGGUGGAGAUAUCGAGGCGAAGAAAGAGAACAACGAAAACCAGCAGGGCCCAGAGGGCAAGGAAAUGGAGCCCGAGAUUGGAGACGCGAGCGAUGGUGGAGGAGAGGGAGCGGAUGAAGAGGACGAGGUUCGACCAGAGACAACUGAAGGAAUGGACCCACAUGUUCCUGAAGUUGAUACACUUGACUUACCAGAAGAUCUUGAACUCGAUAGUGAUGAGAAAGGAGGUGAAGAUGACGAUCUAAAUAUGGAAGACCUCUCAGAUGUUGUCGAUGAGGAAGAACCUAUGCAAAAAGACGAAGGGAAAGAUAGGGAGAAAGAGGGUUUUCCUGAGUUGGAUUCCUCGACAAAAGACCCCAACGCCGGCGAGCCCGAAGAUGCAAAGGACGAGAAUGACAUUGAAGGGGGGCAGACUGAAGAAAACGGAGAGGCCGACGGAGAAGAGAUGGACCAAGGCCAAGAUACCCUCCAAGAAGAGGAACAAAACUCUCUACUCCAAACCCAGGAAGAGCAGAAGUCAGGGGAAGCCGAUAAAACUGCACCUAGAAAAGCUCAGGCACAUGAUGGCGGCGCCGGCCAGCAAGAUAGCAACGAGCAGAGUUCAGCUCAGCAGCAAUCGGGCGAGGAGGCAAAGCAAGACGAACCGCUAGAAAUUAAUGGCCCCGACGCGGAUCAAGAGCAGGGUCAGAAAUUAGGUCAAGCCUUAGCACAAGACGCGAAUCCUCAGAAUGACAGCCAAGUCCCCAAAGACGAUCAUUUCAAGGAAGUACAAGAAUCUCUCCGUAAAGUUGGUGACGUGCUGGAGAAAUGGUACCGUAGUCGCCAAGAGAUUUUAGAUGCUCAGAAGGAUGCAGAGCGACCCCAAGUUGUCAAUAUGGAACUUGACGAUCCGGAAUUCGAGCAUUUGCCCGAUGAGGAAACCGCCACCGACACACAGGCUCUUGGCGCAGCUACUGAAGAGCAAUCCCACCCGCUUGACGAUUCGAUGGCGAUUGAUUCGGGUACUACACGGCCACAGGAAACCUUUGAGGAUGAGGAAUCAAGGCCGGGGGGGGAUGAUGCUAUGGAUGAAGAGAUGAAGGAUUCUGAGGACACAGGUGUUGAUAGUCCAGAAUCCGCGGAAGAAUGCUCUGUCGGUGCAAUCAUUGGGAGAUCAUUGGAACCAAAAUCUAGGCAGCAAAUAUUCACUCAGGAAGACGCUGGAUUUGAUUUGGACACUGAAGACAUAGGUAUGGCUGACGGAGAGCUACAAGGGGGUGAUUCUCCACCGCCGCGACUUGUGGAUGGUCGUUCGUGGGAAGAGUCGCGAGAGUUGUGGCAGAAGCACGAACAGUCAACGCAGGAUCUAUCGAUGGGUCUGUGCGAGCAACUCCGACUCAUUCUCGAACCUACUCUAGCUACCAAGAUGAGAGGAGAUUUCCGAACCGGCAAGCGACUGAACAUGAAGCGUAUCAUCCCAUACAUUGCAAGUCAGUACAAGAAGGACAAAAUCUGGAUGCGCCGUACAAAGCCCAGCAAACGUCAAUACCAGGUAAUGAUAGCAGUCGAUGACUCAAAGUCUAUGGCGGAGUCCAACUCUAUCAACUUAGCCUUCAAAACCGUGACUCUAGUCGCAAAAGCCCUCUCCCAACUCGAAGUUGGCCAGAUCUCCAUCGUCAGCUUUGGCGAAACAACCCGUCUAAUCCACCCCUUCGGCCAGCCCUUCACCUCCGAAUCCGGCGUAAAGAUCUUCCAAAGUUUCACUUUUAACCAAACAAAGACAAACGUGAAAACCCUCGUCGAGAAGUCCCUCUCCAUAUUUGAGUCUGCGCGCACAAACUCCAACGCUGGGCUCUGGCAAUUGGAAAUUAUCGUCUCCGACGGCGUAUGCGAGGACCAUGACGCCCUCCGCCGACUAGCGCGCAAAGCCCAAGAGGAGAAAAUUAUGAUCGUGUUCGUUAUCGUGGACUCCGUGCGCGAGUCGAGCAUUUUCACGCUCGAGGGAGUGAAGUUCGAGAAGGAUGAGAGCGGCGGUAUGGCGUUGAAGAUGUAUAAGUAUUUGGAUUCUUUUCCGUUCAGGUUUUACCUUGUCGUCAGCGAUAUUAAGGAGUUGCCCGGAGUGCUAGCGUUGGCCUUGAGGCAGUGGCUGGCGGAGAUUGUAGAUGCUACGGUUGCGUAGAUUUGGGAGUAUGUAUAGUUGGGGAUUUCGUUUUCUCCCGCAUUAUUACUGCUACUCACGAUAUUGUGACAGCGGUAGUGUUUCAUAGUGUCGAGGUUUUAUUUUCGCUUUGUAGGGCAUUGUCAGUAAUUAGUUUGUCUCCGUAAAACGAAAUCGAGUAAAUUUAAUAUUUUCAGAA
Molecule: messenger RNA, 13810 nt
Organism: Tuber melanosporum (Perigord truffle)
Lineage: Eukaryota; Fungi; Ascomycota; Pezizomycetes; Pezizales; Tuberaceae
Exons: 17
Coding region: 52-13632 (4526 amino acids)
Biological process (GO): rRNA processing; ribosomal large subunit assembly
Cellular component (GO): nucleus; preribosome, large subunit precursor
Molecular function (GO): ATP hydrolysis activity; ATP binding
Source: RefSeq, a predicted model, not a curated record